AUGUGGAGUGAAUCUAGGGCGGAAACCUCAAAAUCUAACGCCGCCGCUGUCCAGCGACUCGGCCAACUCGCUGUCGCCGCGCGCGUCGCCCGGCGCCGGCAAGCGCGCGGCGCCCGACGACGCGGCGGGCGACGCGGCGGCGGGCGCGCGCCGGCGGGCGCCGCGCCGGCGGGCGCCGCGCCGGCGGGCAAGCGGCAGCGCAUCUCGCACUACCGCCGCGCCUCGCCGCCGUCCUCCGGCUACGCCACCACCUCCUCCGGCGAGCGCCACGCCUCCGACAACGAGGACGACCGCACCACUGUUAAAAAGGACAACGGUUACACUCUCAAUUUCACCACUGUCAAGGAUCUCUGUCCCAGUCCUGUAAAAUCGAACGGUUUUAGUAGAAGUAGUCCCCCGGUAGAGCAAACUAGUAUCACAGUAAAUAACAUCACAAAUACGGAACCCUUAGAAAAUACAGCUUUAACGUCUGUGCCUGAUGAAAACAUGACUGAAGAUAUAGAAAGGCAGUACCCGCCGGUGACGAGCUCGCGCACGCGGCGCGCGUACAAGGACGAGUUCGCGGCGCUGUACACGGAGUACCAGGCGCUGUACGCGCGCGUGGCGCGCGUGGCCGCGCUCUUCACGCGCCUGGAGCGCCAGCUGCGGCGCGCCGAGCCGCACUCGCCGCACCACCGGAGCAUAGAGCAGCGCAUCGUGGAGGAGUACCAGCGCAUGCGCGGCGACGCCGCCUACCAGCGCGAGCGGCGGCGCGUCAACUUCCUGCACCGCAAGCUCGACCACAUCAAGCGCAUGGUGCAGCAGUACGACCAGCUGCGCAACCCAAAACCGGAGCGAGUUUCGACGGCGAGCACGACGCAAGCGUAC
Brenthis ino (lesser marbled fritillary) is the source of this 867-nucleotide messenger RNA. Lineage: Eukaryota; Metazoa; Arthropoda; Insecta; Lepidoptera; Nymphalidae. The record is from the annotation of a GenBank genome assembly.